Molecule: messenger RNA, 3553 nt
Organism: Thalassophryne amazonica
Lineage: Eukaryota; Metazoa; Chordata; Actinopteri; Batrachoidiformes; Batrachoididae
Gene: mapk7
Product: mitogen-activated protein kinase 7
Exons: 7
Coding region: 100-3531 (1143 amino acids)
Biological process (GO): intracellular signal transduction; cell surface receptor signaling pathway; protein phosphorylation
Cellular component (GO): cytoplasm; nucleus
Molecular function (GO): MAP kinase activity; ATP binding
Source: RefSeq, a predicted model, not a curated record
GAAAUCUGUUAUCACCGGAUUCAAAUAAUAACGCUGCUACGAAUGUCGCGGCUGGAUUAGAAGGUAAAUAUACGCUUCGUAAUUUAGAAGAACGUCGGUAUGAGUUUUAGUUACGAUGUAAAAAAAAACGUGAUUCACCGUCGUAACAGAAUAAUGUCAACUGAGGAAGGUGGAGAAUGUAAAAACACUCAACCAGUGGCCAUGUCGAAUGAAAGAAUGUCCACUGACAAAAGUGUUAAAAACCAGGGUCCUUGUGGUACAGGAGUCGAGGUGACGGGCAGCACUGCAGACUCCAGUACGACGGCUAAAAACCUGGCUUUGCUUAAAGCUCAUUCUCUGGAUGUGAAGUUUGACGUUGGAGAAGAGUAUGACAUCAUAGAAACCAUCGGGACCGGAGCCUACGGCGUCGUUUCUUCUGCUAGGAGACGUGACAAUGGUCAUCAAGUUGCAAUAAAGAAGAUCUCAAACGCUUUUGAGGUGGUAACAAAUGCCAAACGCACAUUGCGUGAGCUGAAGAUUUUGAAGCACUUCAAACACGACAACAUUAUUGGCAUCAAGGAUAUCCUGCAGCCCAACCUUCCUCAGUCUGCCUUCAAGUCUGUGUAUGUGGUCCUGGAUCUCAUGGAGAGCGAUUUACACCAGAUCAUCCAUUCUGUCCAGCCACUUACCCCAGAGCACACACGCUACUUCCUGUACCAGCUGCUCCGUGGCCUUAAGUACGUGCACUCUGCCAACGUCAUCCAUCGUGACCUCAAACCCUCCAACCUGUUGGUAAAUGAGAACUGUGAGCUAAAAAUCGGUGACUUUGGAAUGGCGAGAGGUCUCAGUUCACACCCUGAGGAAUCUCAUUCUUUUAUGACUGAAUAUGUGGCAACACGAUGGUACCGUGCACCUGAACUCCUGCUGUCCCUGAAUCACUACAGUCUAGCUAUUGACUUGUGGUCCGUGGGCUGCAUCUUUGCUGAAAUGUUGGGGCGUAAACAGCUUUUUCCCGGCAAGCACUACGUCCACCAGCUGCAGCUCAUUCUGUCAGUGUUGGGUACUCCCCCUGACGCUUUAAUUGGUGCUAUUAGAGCUGAGAGGGUGCGCUCCUACGUACAGAGUCUUCCAUCAAGGUCCGCUGUGCCCUUGGCCAAACUAUAUCCGCAGGCCGAGCCAGAGGCUUUGGACCUGCUGGACGCCAUGUUGCGCUUUGACCCUCGUGAACGAAUUAGCGUGACACAAGCAUUGGAGCACCCCUACUUGGCCAAGUACCACGACCCAGACGAUGAGCCAAUUUGCGUGCCAGCAUUCGACUUUGAAUUUGACAAGCUGCCAAUGAACAAGGAACAAAUUAAAGAGGCUAUUCUGAUUGAGAUCCAAGACUUUCACCGAAAUAAACAGAGCUGCCGUCAAAGACUCCAGUUCAGGCCUUUGGUGAGAACAAACGGAGGAGUUGGUGCACAAAGCAAUAAACAAUGCAGCGCUCAAAUAUCAGCUGCCAAACUGACUACAUCUGCACUGGUUCCUAUGGAACAACUUGCCCAGACAACACAGAUGCAACCACAGCAAAUGAUAGAUCUUAAAUCUUCACAGCAACAAGACUGUAGAAUCCACACACCAGCAGAAGGGAGUCACGAGUUUACAAAUCAGAUUAAUAAGCAACCCGGGUCGCUUUUAGACACAACGCCACAGCAUGUGACGCAUAGUUUGCCUCUGCUUACUAAAAGCGAAAGUGGUCCAGUUGACGUGGACAUGCCCAGUGCCAACUCAGACAGCGGUCAGCCAGAAACGAUAGACUUAACAACGCCAGUGUCCAGUCAGGACACACCGUCAGAGGCAAUGAGACACAAUGAGGCUCAAGAGCAGCUACCCAGCAGUCAGGCUCCUCUGACUCAGCCCACUCAAAGCCAGUCAAUGACCCUGGAUCCUACCGCCAUUCCUGCAACGCCAGCACACACCAUGACACCUCUACCUACCACUGUGCCUUCCCUUUCUCUGUCCCUGGCCCAAGCACAAUCACUGUCUCAGUCCCUCUCUCAGUCACUGUUGAAGAAUGCGAGGCCUCCCACAGGAGUGGGGGAGGCAACCAGGAAAGAAGGAGCGAUUUCAGAGGAUACAAAAGCUGCACUUAAAGCAGCUUUACUCAAAUCAGCCAUCAGAAAUAAAGGCAGGGGUGAUGCAGGUGCCUGCAUGGAUGCUGGCGCAGGAGGAACCGUGCUGUCGUCCGUGUCUUCUUUUCCAGAAACGCGGCGGCCUGUCACUGCCCAAGAGCGUCAGAGAGAGAGAGAGGAGAAAAGAAGGAAGAGGCAGGAACGAGCACGAGAGCGGGAGAGGAAGAUGAAGGAAAAAGAGAGGAGAGAGGGGAAGCAAGGGGACUCGCUGGGCGGCGUUCUGCUCAGCGACAAUGACAAAAGCCUUUUGCAACGUUGGACGAAGAUGGUGGACAGUCGCAAUGAGAAACCUCAGGCUCUUAAUGAUGGAGUAAAAAGUAAGGAUGGUAACGUGAACUUGCAUCAUAGUGUAGCUAUCGGCGAAAACGCUCAAGGAGCCGAGAGCAAUAAAGUGGACAAAGAGCUAAUAAAGAUUCAUUCUCACGAACAGUUAAUCCCUCAAGUUAAACCGAACCAGCCUGGCCUCUUCCACCCUUCCAGCACACAGCAACCAGCUUUACUUUUCUCCAUGAGCCCGAGGAAAGCGUUAGCAGAUAUAGUCGUUACAGUCAGCGGAGGAGUAGAUAUGACUGUCGCCAGCAGCUUUGUUAAGAACAAAGCUGCUGAGAGUGAUGCACAAAGUGGUUUUAACUGUUUGGGGAACUGGACUGGGCAGCACGUAGAGGCGGCACCAACGCAUCAACCACAACCAACCGUGCAGCAGCAACCCCCACUAUCAAACUUUCUUCACCCCCAGCUCCAAGCUCAACGCCAACCCCAACCUGAACCCCCACCUCAGUCGCAGCUGCUCCCCCUGGAGAGCUUUUUGAGUAAAGCCUCAACCCUUGCAGCCAGAGAGAUUAAUGGUAAUGUGGAUGUCAUAGGCCAGAAUAGUUUAACCUCCCAUCCGAACCUCUCAACGCCAAGUUGCGGACCUACUGAGAAGGUGUGUCCAAACGUAAGAGAGAAAUCGGCACAACCGACAACAAACCCUCUUUGUGGGGCUCUAGGAGUCUCCUCUCAGCCACAUCCCAGUUUAGGAUUCACAGAUACUGGACAACUGGGGACGUCUGUUGCCCCCGACAUCCACACAGUAACCCUGCAGCUCUCAAAGUCCCAGGUCGAAGAUGUUUUACCGCCAAUGUUCUCAGUCACUCCCAAAGGCAGCGGGGCUGGCUACGGUGUGGGCUUCGACCUGGAUGACCUUCUAAACCAAUCGUUCACAGACCUGCAACACUGUGACCGAGAGAGUUUCGACUCAGCCCCCCUGUCCGCCUCCCUGCUAUCUGAUUGGAUCGAGGUUCACCGCAUGACUCAAGCUGAUCUGGAAUCUCUGCAGCAGGAGUUACAGCUCGGCUCUCCCAUGAUCCUCUCUGAUACUGGUCCCCCUGACAACUGACUGGCUUUUUCAUGGACUUAAA